AUGCGCUCUUCUGCAUAUACUCUACUUGUCUUAUUGGCAGUCACGUUGAUCAAUGGUAUUCCAUUUGCUACCGACAAUGGAGAUUCUGAUCAACAAGAAAUGCUUCACCGUAGUCUGCCUGAUUGUUUAUCAUGGUAUUGGACUCAACCUGAUCCUGCCAAAUUUCAAGCCCAAACAGUAAAACCGUCAUGCAGUAUUUCACCUACGUUUCCCCCCUUUUUGCCUGGUGGUUGGUCAGUAGAUCCAGGUUGUGAUGCAUCCAAACAACCAAAUACUUGUGAUUUACAUAAGGGUGCUCAUGGUUGCUAUCGGAAUGCUAUCUCUACAACAGGACCGGGUGCUCAAGCAUGUUAUGAUGUAAAUGGUCAAUGGAUAUCAGAUCCUUGGAAAGGCGCUGGCACACUUGAUGUAGAAACACCAUUGGGUGACGCUAUCCAACAAGGUUUACAUGUGGUUGUUGAUGUUUUACCAUAUUACAGUUGCUGCAAAACAUCACUCUUCUUUCAAAAAUCUACCUGCAAUCUUUACUAUAAAAGACGCCCAUCAGGACAAUGUCAAAAUUAA
Messenger RNA from Rotaria sordida, 564 nucleotides. Lineage: Eukaryota; Metazoa; Rotifera; Eurotatoria; Philodinida; Philodinidae. The record is from the annotation of a GenBank genome assembly.